Silurus meridionalis is the source of this 2336-nucleotide messenger RNA. It is a transcript of the gene gpr18, whose product is annotated as G protein-coupled receptor 18. The record is from RefSeq and is a predicted model, not a curated record. Gene Ontology annotation, cellular component: membrane. Gene Ontology annotation, molecular function: G protein-coupled receptor activity. Bases 184 to 1173 code for a protein of 329 amino acids. Gene Ontology annotation, biological process: phospholipase C-activating G protein-coupled receptor signaling pathway; positive regulation of Rho protein signal transduction. Lineage: Eukaryota; Metazoa; Chordata; Actinopteri; Siluriformes; Siluridae. The transcript has 2 exons.
GAAGUAACCAACCAAAUGUCAUAAAGAGAUGUUAUUUAAAUGUCAUUAGCUACACAACUUCCUGUGAGCUAUUAUAGUAGAGCUUGAUGUGAGAUGGAUUGCCACCACAGAAACCAGAAACAUUCAUGUUAGUCAGAAGCAACUACGAGCACAAAAUGAUGUAGUUCACUGUGGUAUUUUAUCAUGGAACAGAAUACAUCACUGGCCUUCGUCAGUGAGGGUUAUCUCCCUCCAGUUUUCAAAAUAGUCAGCUUGGUGUUCUACAGCAUCAUAUUCUCUGUUGGCUUGGUGGUCAAUCUUUCAGCCCUCUGGGUCUUUGCUCUAACUACAAAAAGAAGGAGUUCUGUCACCAUCUACAUGAUCAAUGUGGCUGUGGUGGAUCUUAUCUUCAUUGUCCUGCUUCCCUUCAGAAUGGCCUACUACAGUGGGGAUUAUUGGCCGUUUGGUGAUAUGUUCUGCAGAAUCAAUGCAGCACUUACAAUACUCUAUCCAUGUCUGGCUCUCUGGCUCUUUGCUCUUAUAAGUGCUGACCGCUAUGUAGCCAUAGUUCAGCCACGACAUAGCAAAGAGCUAAAGAACGUGCACAAGGCCUUGUUGUCAUGUGUGGGUAUAUGGAUCAUGACCCUUGGUGGUGCCGCAUCACUUCUUUUCCUGGAUGAAGAUCCGGACCAAAUCUCCAACCAUACCACCUGCCUGAAGAUGCAUGACAUCGUCUACCUGCGUCGGGACAACCCUGUCCACUUCGCUCGCCUGACUUUCUUCUUCUUGGUGCCAUUGUUGAUUAUGGUGGGCUGUUAUAUCACCAUUGUGGACAACCUCAUCCACGGGCGCACAUCCAAGCUCAAGCCCAACGUGAAGCAGAAAUCCAUUCGUAUCAUCAUCACGUUGAUCAUGCAGGUGCUGGUCUGUUUCGUUCCCUUUCAUGUCUGCUUUGUGCUUCUGCUUUUUGAGAAUAGUGGCCAGGACUACAGCACCUGGGGGUCAUUCACAACGUUCCUGAUGAACAUGAGUACAGUGUUGGAUAUUAUACUUUACUACAUAGUUUCUAAACAGUUUCAGGACCGUGUGAUUAGUGUGAUCCUCUACAGAAACUAUUUAAGAAGCGUGCGAAGAAAGAGUCGACACACAGGUAGUGUGCGCUCUCUCAGUAACCUUACCAGUGCCAUGAUCUGAUUAAUCUGACAUGGUUUGAACACAGGAAAUUGAAAUUUUUUCUAAAUAUAUAUAAGAUAAUUUCAGACUAGUCUUGAAAAAAAGAGGAACAAACUGAAGCUUGGACUAUUUCACUUUCAUUUGUUGCAGUUGUUUUGUCCAUUUCUAAUCAAGAGCUCUUUCUGUUCUCUGUCUGUCAUGCUGGUUCUGCAAAUGUGGCUUUCAAUUGACUUAUGAAAGUUAACUUAUCCAAGUAAAUCAGCUGUGAAUUAGAUAUAAUAUAAUAAUAUCUCCUAUGGUAUUGCAAAAAUUCAUAAUGUAUUAAAUAAACAAACAAUUUUCUUUUUGGAUUGUACAAUGUCAUCAGGGUUUAGUGGGAAUUUGACUGAUUAAUAUUAUUAAGAGACCAUUUAUUGUACAUAAGGUUAUGAAUUCAUGCUCCUAUAAAUUUAAGUGUUUUCUUAUUUUCCUAGUCUGUAUAAAUGUACAUAAUAAGCUUGUCAAACUUUAUCAGUUGCAAUACUUGCCACUUUUUUAGUCUGGUCUGGACAAGCCUACCAUGGGACUGGGCAAGCACAUUUCUGAAUUGAUAGUUUUUCUGAAAUGUUUCUCGGAAUGUUUCUUACCCAUACCAUGCCAAGUAUGUUUAUAGCUUCUAUAAGCUAUUACGUACUAAUGUAUUACAGACAAUAAACUGAUUGUUUUCAUACUGUGCUGUUAUUAUAACACAGCAUAUUUCUUUAAUUGUUACUGUGGAUCAUGACUUCUAUAUUGUGGUGUUGUUGUUGUUGUUAUAACCUAUAGCUAGUUCUAGCCAAAUAUACAUUUUCAUAUACAGUUUACAAUGUACAGACCUUAACAUCAAGUGCUGUGCAAGAACGUUGUUGAUUCCAAUCAACUCUUUCUAAAGAAACAGCAGAAAUUCCUGAACAUGUUAUAAAGAAAAUUAAGCUGAUGAAACAAAUGUUUUAAAUAUCUUUUAUUUCAACACCGUUUAUAAUCUGUAAUAUUGUACCAUUGUUAAGUUUUUUACUAUAGUUGUAUUUGGUUUAAGGAAAAGGCAAUAACAAUCUGUAACAGUGUUACUGGAAGUAAGCUCUCUUCAUGUAAGAAGUGUGUGUGUUGGGAGGGACCCAGAAAUAACAAUGUAACUGGAAUAUUAAAAUUGUUUUUGUUUAAAGGCC